AUGCCACUAUUUGCCAAGAAAGUUCCCAAGCCCACAAUACCAGCCGAUUCGGUAUUUCACGACAACAACAAUGGUCUAAUGUCAAAUGGUAAAGUACCCCCCAGCCAGCAGCAACAACAACAGAAUGGCAAUUACACUCAAAGGACACCAUCGAUAAGUGAAUCAAAUGUUCAAAAACCCCAAUUAGUAUUCCAUUGCCAGCUGGCCCAUGGCAGUCCCACUGGCCUAAUUACCGGCUUUGCCAGUGUACGAGAAUUGUAUAAGAAAAUUGCCGAAUGUUAUGAUAUACCAGCUGAGGAGAUCUUGUUCUGCACCCUCAACUCCCACAAGGUGGAUAUGACCAAACUGCUGGGUGGUCAAAUUGGUUUGGAUGAUUUCAUUGGUGCCGGUUUUGCAUUUAUCAAACGGAUCAAAGAGGGAUCCAUUAUUGAUCGCAUCGAACACAUUUUAGUGGGAGAUCACAUCGAGAAAUUGAACGGGGAGAGUAUGGUGGGCAAGAGGCAUUACGAAGUGGCCCGUCUGCUGAAAGAAAUCCCUACCGGCUCCUCGUUCACCUUGCGUUUGGUCGAGCCAAUGCGUAGUGGUUUCCAAGGUAUUGGCCCUCGAUCACAAUCCCGCAUGCCUUCCGGUCGUGGUGGCUAUGGCAGCGGUAAGGAAACGUUACGUUUCAAGGCCAACGGCAAUGUGGAGAUUGAAGAGAAAUUCGAUGAUUCAACCCAAGCGGGUAUUGAGGCCAUAAAUAAUCUGCUCGAAUCCUUUAUGGGUAUUAAUGAUGCGGAGUUGGCAACGCAGAUUUGGGAUUUGGGUGCCGACAAAACUAAUUCCAUGGAUUUUGCUGAGGCCAUUGAUAAUUCGGAUUUGGAAUCGUUCGGAUUUACCGAUGAUUUUAUUAUUGAACUGUGGGGUGCUAUAACGGAUGCCAGACGCAAGAAAAGUAAUAAAUAG
Musca vetustissima is the source of this 945-nucleotide messenger RNA. It is a transcript of the gene kermit, whose product is annotated as PDZ domain-containing protein GIPC3. The record is from RefSeq and is a predicted model, not a curated record. The transcript has a single exon. Lineage: Eukaryota; Metazoa; Arthropoda; Insecta; Diptera; Muscidae. Bases 1 to 945 code for a protein of 314 amino acids. Gene Ontology annotation, molecular function: protein binding.